This is a messenger RNA of Anopheles bellator, 1309 nucleotides long. RefSeq names its product mRNA cap guanine-N7 methyltransferase (gene Rnmt). Gene Ontology annotation, molecular function: mRNA 5'-cap (guanine-N7-)-methyltransferase activity. The coding region runs from base 107 to 1243 and encodes 378 amino acids. The record is from RefSeq and is a predicted model, not a curated record. NCBI's taxonomy places the organism in Eukaryota, Metazoa, Arthropoda, Insecta, Diptera, Culicidae. The transcript is spliced from 2 exons. Gene Ontology annotation, biological process: 7-methylguanosine mRNA capping. Gene Ontology annotation, cellular component: nucleus.
UCCAAAUCAUUGCGGCCUGAAACAUUUUCAGAGCAGUUUUGUUGUCUAACAUAAAUAAUAUCGUUUCACAGUUUGUGGUUGCGCCUGUAAGAUACCAGUGAACAAUAUGGUAUCAGAUGUAGAGAAAAGCGAGGACAUUUCCACUGAACAACCAGAAAAACGGACGUCGGCGAACACGGAAGCUGCAAAGGAUGCUCAACACAGCACUGUUGUCGCAUCGCAUUAUAAUAAAAUAGAGGAGCGUGGAAUAUUCGAGCGGACGAAGUCGAACAUAUUUUUCAUGCGCAACUUUAAUAACUGGAUUAAGAGUGUUGUUAUAGACAAGUACGCCUCAUUAGUGAAGAACAAGAUACGUACAGGAUCGCCGUUUCGUGUGCUUGAUCUUUGUUGCGGUAAAGGUGGUGAUCUCAUGAAGUGGGACAAUUUACGAGUAACCCAUCUAAUAUGUACCGACAUCGCUGAAGUGAGUUUAGAGCAGUGUGAAUCCCGAUACAAACAUAUGUUCGGCUCGAAGGAAGGGUCUAGGUCUGCCUUUGUUCGGAAGGUAGAGUUUUUUGCAGCGGAUGCAACGCUGCAGCAGCUACGGACGAAGUACGAAGAUCCUUCAAUGAAACUAAACUUGGUCAGCUGCCAGUUUGCCUUCCACUAUUCCUUCGAGACGUUUAAGCAAGCGGAUUGCAUGCUCAAGAACGCUGCAGAGUGCUUGGAAGAAGGGUUCUACUUCAUCGGGACGAUUCCGGACGCUAACGAAAUCAUGAAACGGCAGCGGACCGCUAUGUCCGAUUCUUUCGGGAAUGCUAUUUACAACAUAAAGUUUCUCUGCGACACAGAAAAACCACCAUUGUUUGGUGCUAAAUACAACUUUCGAUUGGACGACGUAGUGGACUGCCCGGAGUUUUUGGUCCAUUUCCCAACGCUGGAGAAACUGGCACUGAGACACGGUUUGCAAUUAGUCGAGAAGAAACGUUUCGAGGAGGUUUUUGAGGAAUGGAAAAAAGGAAAACAUUUUUUGCUUGAGCGAAUGCAAGCUCUUGAAACGUACAACUCACAGGAUGUGAGACAACAGGACGAACAGGUGAAGCCACUGGAUCAGUACCAGCACGUCGAAUGUGGCGGACAGCAUUAUAGAGUGGGAACUCUAUCGAAAAAUGAAUGGGAAGCCGCAACUCUAUAUUUAUUUUUUGCAUUUCGAAAGAUGAAAACCAACUAUGACAAAAAAGGUAGACCCGUCUACUCUGACUGAACUCGGAAACUGUGGGAAAUAUUAUUUUAUAGUAGAAGGAAAAGAAUAAAUAUCUGACAAAGGAAC